Boleophthalmus pectinirostris (great blue-spotted mudskipper) is the source of this 309-nucleotide messenger RNA. RefSeq names its product somatostatin 5 (gene sst5). Gene Ontology annotation, biological process: regulation of cell migration. The transcript is spliced from 2 exons. Bases 1 to 309 code for a protein of 102 amino acids. Lineage: Eukaryota; Metazoa; Chordata; Actinopteri; Gobiiformes; Gobiidae. The record is from RefSeq and is a predicted model, not a curated record. Gene Ontology annotation, molecular function: hormone activity. Gene Ontology annotation, cellular component: extracellular region.
AUGUUUGAGGCGCAUGCACAUGGACUUUUGGUGUUUUUGCUGUCAUCUCUGGUGCUGGGCAAAGUCAGCAGUGCACCACAUAAUGAUCUACUGAGAGGAGAGCUCAUCCAAGACCAUGAUCUGGCGCAGCUGAUUUUGGUCCAGCUUCUGUCAGAUUUGAUGGCGGUGAAUAAUGUGGAAGUGGAGCCCAGGCUGGAGGAGCAGUUGGGAAUCCGAGAAACUGUGAUGAGGAGACAGCUCCCUUUGACACAGAGAGAGCGCAAAGCUGGCUGUCGCAAUUUUUUCUGGAAAACUUUCACCUCGUGUUAG